Meloidogyne enterolobii is the source of this 1234-nucleotide messenger RNA. NCBI's taxonomy places the organism in Eukaryota, Metazoa, Nematoda, Chromadorea, Rhabditida, Meloidogynidae. The record is from the annotation of a GenBank genome assembly.
CCCCGUGCUAAGCAAAUAUUUUUUGAAAAAAUGCUUUUUCACUUCCCAAGAGUGUUAUCAAUUUAUUUUUUUUACCUUUUUUAUAGUUUUUUAGCCUUCUUUGGACACGAUGAAAUCAAAACUGUCACUGUUAGUCUAUUUAAUGUUGAGAAGAAAAUUAGGUUAUAGUCAGUCUUCUUAUAGGAAAAAUAUUUUUUAUAGGGCCGUUAGAGUCUUAAAAAUUUUUGGGGGUGCUGAAAAUUUUCUAGGGGUUUUGAAAAUUUUCUGGGGGUACUGAAAAUUUUUCUAGAAAUUUUUAAAAGAUUUUUUUUAAUUUUCUGAGUGGUCCCUGUCGAAAUAAAAAUUAUUUUCCACCAACCGAAGUCGAACCAACCAACCCCCAUAACUUUAAUUCGACAUCCGUACCAAUUACCUUACCCAUUAGAGUCUUGGAAAAAAUUCUAGGGGUGUUAAAAAUUUUUAUAAAAAUUUUAAAAAAUUUUUCUGUGAGGUUCCCGUUAAGGCAAAAACUAUUUUCCACCAAUAGGACUCGAACCCACCACCCCCUCCAAGCCAAAGUCGACGUCGUUACCAACUACACCAUAACUACACUUUUUAAAAUUAAUUAAUAAUUAACUUAAUUUUUACAGAAACACAUGUAUUAAUUAAUUAAAAUUAAAUUAUAUUUUUAUUUUAUUAAAAAAUGGCAGCGGUCGCUCAAAUGCCUCCCUCUGCCCAAUCCCAAGCUCAGAAAAAGCCAAAAACCUUUCAAGCUUAUUUGCCCUCAGGCGCUCGUACUUAUAGUUGUGCUCAUUGUCGAGCAAACCUGGCAGAUCACAACGAGUUAAUCUCCAAAUCAUUCCAAGGCAGUCAAGGCAAAGCAUAUCUUUUUAAUUCAGUAGUUAAUAUUGUUUGUGGUACAGCAGAGGAAAGAGUUUUGCUUACUGGACUGCAUGCUGUUGCUGAUAUUCAAUGUGAAUGUUGUAAGACUACACUCGGAUGGAAAUAUGUGAGUUUAAAAAAUUUUUUAGCCCAUUUUAAGUCCUUGAAAUGUCCAGACUCAAGUGUCACCCCAAAAAAUAUUUUCAACAAAAAUUCCAAAAAUUUCCCUAAAUAUUUUAAGGAGCACGCUUACGAAAGCAGCCAAAAAUACAAAGAAGGCAAGUAUAUCAUAGAGCUAAUCCAUAUGGUUAAAGACAAUGGUUGGGCACAGCCGUGGGGUGAACGUCGAAAGAGGAAUGGCAGUUUGACUUAA